AUGGUUAUACCGCUACUGCCAGAAAAUGUUUGGGGUUCUUUGAAUGCAGUACUAUUUACAAUAGUCGUAUCACUGUCGUUGAUAUCUCAUGCAAGAGCAUCGUAUUUUGAUCCCGGAUUGGUUCCGUUAAUGGAUAAAACCGUUGAUUUUUCUGAUUUAUCAGCAAAAACUGAAAAUACUCAACAAUCAAUGAAUGAAGGAUGGACGUUAUGUAAUCGAUGUGAAAUUUAUCGUCCGCCUCGCAGUCAUCAUUGUCGAAUAUGCAAAAGAUGUGUGAGACGGCUUGAUCAUCAUUGUCCGUGUAUCCAUUCAAUUAUUGUUAUGAUUGAAUCUAUUUUAUUUGGAAUAUUUGUUGUUAGUGUGCUCAUUGAUCAAUUACAAGCAAUUUUAAAUGAUCGUUCAUUAAUUGAUUCUUUAAAAUCGAAUGAGAACUCUAAAAUACAACCUGUACCACCUUCAUGUGUUUUGCUUCGAAAAACAUUUGGAAGGGGUCCACCGGUGCUCUGGUUUUUUCCCUGUGAUUUAAAAAAGAUAUCUCAUACAACGGAAUCUGUUGAUAUGUAUCACGUCUAA
Molecule: messenger RNA, 573 nt
Organism: Didymodactylos carnosus
Lineage: Eukaryota; Metazoa; Rotifera; Eurotatoria; Philodinida; Philodinidae
Source: the annotation of a GenBank genome assembly